Pogonomyrmex barbatus (red harvester ant) is the source of this 3748-nucleotide messenger RNA. Its product is annotated as transmembrane protein 245. Lineage: Eukaryota; Metazoa; Arthropoda; Insecta; Hymenoptera; Formicidae. The record is from RefSeq and is a predicted model, not a curated record.
GUUUCACGAAACAUCGUUUCUAUAAGGCAAAAUAUAAUUGAGUACAGAUACAUAUCUGCACUGUAAAUAAGGAGUAGAUAAUCAUUUUAGAUCGGAGUUAGCCCGUCACUCCUGCCGACUCUUAACGUCAAAUUGUUAUUAGGCAAUACAUCGUGUAGGAGAUAUUUAUUUUCGUCUACUAUUAUAUAGUUAAUAACGAGUUGCUAUAUAACGAUGGAGAACAUUCGCUCACCGAUAGAGAACGUUCGCUCGCCGAUGGAUAACCUCUUUAACAUGUUGUCAGGUUUCAGCGCGGGUCAAGAGAAGGCUUUGAAACAAGGAAUCUAUAACGCUCUUGCACUCUUCUUCCUGUGUCUCAUUUCAGCGGCCGGCUAUGGCCUCUAUAUUAUACUGAGUCCCUUCGUCAAACCUUUAAUUUGGGCUCUACUAUGUGGCUCUGUUCUCUUUCCGUUCAAAUGCUCACUAGCUACAGCGGUGCAGUCAUGGUUCGCUGGGAUGGAGGCAACGCAAACUCCAUUAAUUGUCAAUGUCAGCCUGCUACCUGUGCACAUAUUCGACAGUAUCUCUGAAAACGUGGGUUCCUUUUUGUGGACACGUAUCAAGUAUAUCAUUGGGAUAAUAUCGGCAGUAUUGUUAGCCAUAGGUAUAUACCAUUAUCCUAAUGUGAUAACAUGCCUUGUUUGGAGACUGUAUUGGCUGUUCACUACAAUCUCUGGAUUCUUUAUUCGAACCUGCAACAUUUUUAUGAUCUUUACUGUACUUAUUGGUUAUUUAAUAAUUCUGUAUGUUUAUUGGAGACCAUCAAAUUCUUCUCAAUUUCGUUACAUAUCCUUUGUGAUAUGGUUUAUUAUCACCAUGUAUCUGUCGAGCAUGGCAGGUGCUUAUCAAGUCUUGGUCUUUGCUACUUUGCAAAUUCUGUGUGUAAUAGGAUUUAUUUACGAAAUAAUAUUUAUUAUGGAGAAUCAUGAACUGAAUGGUACACACUUGACAUUCUCGGAGGCAGCACGUUUUGCUCUAACGAAUAAUUUAUUACCAAGCUCACAGGAAAAUAAGUUAGUUUCAUCAGAGAGCGAUGAACAAAUAAACGAAUCUAUUUCGAAAGACGAAAGUAUGGACACGUCAAUUCACUCUCGAGAAGAAACAGGAAGAUCAGCGUCUGCAACAAAUAUUAGGAGAAUAUAUAGUGCACCAAAAUUUGGCAUAAAAUCGAUGUCAUUGGAUACAGAAGGUUUAUCUCCCACGGCGAAGCGCGAUCGUUAUCUACUUAGCAAAAUAAGAGCUGAAUUACGAAUGUCUCUAGAUAUACAAGACGACAAGGUUGACACUGAUAAAUACAUGUAUGGAGCGCUAUAUGCAUGCGCUGGUAUGCUUCUCUGGAAACACAGAUGGAUCGCCCAUGUUCUGAUAAUCCCACUGGCAUAUUACAUUGUUAAGCAGCUGGGAAUCUAUUUUGGCUUUUGGAAAAUAAUACGUGGGUACUAUGAUUCGAUGAUACAAGCGUUCACAUCAUGGUGCAUGGAACGACAUCAAGCGCUUGUACCCUCCAAUAUUAGAGGAUUAUAUAAAGUAAGCAUUAUCAUCGACGAAAAACUGAGAAAUGUUUUGAAAAGUUCUAUCAAUGCAGUAGCAACUACAGCUGUGAUAUUUGGAUUAAUCAUUUUCACCACUUGUGCAUCUAUUUUCAUCACGGUACAGAUUUAUGCAGAGGGUAUGCAUCUCAUUCAAGUAACGGGUGACAUACUAAAUUCAUCUUUGAUGAAUAAUCCUGAUAUUGAUUGGGUCCCAGAAAAAUGGGAAGAAUCCGUUAACAGUGUUUUAGAUAAUGCUUAUACAUAUGGACGAAGCGCUAUAUCAGAUGGAAUUCGAGGUCUUGUGAAAGAACCGGUGAAAGCAGAACAGAUGGAGAAAAAAGUUUUGGAGCUCUGGGAUCAUCUUUAUCAAGCGUGGAUAAUGUCGAAUGUGGAUCCGAAUCUCGUGGAUCCAACUGCAGAUUUUACAUCUGUGUAUUCUACUUGGGAAAGCUUUAAAGAAAAUUUUGGAAAAACGCCUCUCCAUUUAUUUAAUAUGACUAGUAUACAGAACUUUGCUAAAGAAAAUAUUGGUAUUUUAAUGUCGGUACUUGAUUCUAUCUGGAGCAUCGUCAAGGGUAAUAUGUCUAUAAUACUAACAGUUUUCACGGAGUUGUUCUAUAUUAUACUCAUGAGCGGAUCAGCAGUACUUAAUUUUGUAUUAAGUACGGUUGUGUUCUUUACAACUUUAUUUUACUUGCUCAGUUCCAGUGGCAAAACUUAUAAACCUGUCGAAUUGACAACAAUGUUUAGUCCCAUUAGUUGUCAUAGGUUCGCUGUAACGUUACAAGAAGCAGUGAUUGGAGUGUUUGCUGCCACUUUUAAACUAGCUUCUUUUUUCGGUAUAUGGACGUGGUUCGUACACAAUUUAUUCCAAGUGAAAAUUGUUUAUUUGCCAUCGGCCCUCGCAACUAUGUUGGGUGCAGUUCCUUUCUUAGAUGUGUACUUUGCCUGCAUUCCGGCUACCAUAGAACUCUGGUUCACUCGUGGAUCGAUGAUCGCUAUUACUUUUUUUCUCUUCCAUUUCCUCCCAUGUAACAUAGUAGUAACGGAAUUUUAUAAGGAGAUUAAAGGUGGCGGGCAUCCUUAUCUAACAGGUUUAUCGAUAGCGGGUGGAAUCUUCUGUUUAGGUGUGGAAGGAGCCAUUUUUGGACCUUUGCUCUUGUGUUGCAUUAUGGUUGUCAUCAAUUUAAGCCGUCAUUACUUGCAAUCACCUGAAGAAGAAGAGGAGUCCAUACUCUCAACGUAUCCCAGCCGUGGAAAAACAUCGCAAUAUGAAUCAAAAUGAUGUUUGUUGUUUUAUUAACAGAAAUUAAUAUAUCUGUUUAACAAUAUUGUAAGCUACGAAGUUGGCUCCAGCUUUUAUUUACAGAUUAAAAAUUUGAUAUUUAAUAUUUUAUGAAAGUUAACGCUGCGCUAUAGCUAGAUUAAAUAUGCAACGCAAACAGAUGCAAAAGUAUUUUAUAUAGAUUUAUGUGAUAACAGAAUUAACAAAGAGUCUCGACUUACGCUUAUUAGAUUUAGGGAUAUUUACAUUGUAUGUAUAAUCAAAAUGAAUUUUUUUCUAUUUAUACAUAUUCUUAAUAUAUUUUUGUUACAAAUUUGAAUUUAAAUAAUAGAUUUCUUCUUUUCCUAUCAUAGUCUUCCACCACCAUGUAUCGAAAAUUUGAUAUGUAUGAAUCAGUGAUGAUUGUUACAACAAUUUUAAUAUAAUUUAUGUAUACAAUAGAAUUUUAAUUAUAUUUUAAAAAUGUUAUUACAUUUUUUGUUUCUAACGUAUCGAUUAAUACUAAAUGUAAAUCAAAAAACAUAUAGCACACACUUAUCGUGACAGACAUUAAAGAAAAAUUUCUAUGACUAUUUUGAGAUGAAAAUCUUAGAGAGAAUAAAAGUAUAGAUUUGUGUAACGCAUACUAUUUUCAUCUCCAAAAUAAAAAUGGAGAAUUCUAAUUAAUUUGAGUUUGUACUUUCGUCCUGAUGAAAAAUAUUUAAAGUUGAUUAAACUAAAAUUCGCUCGCUCAAACACAUCGCAUAGUAAAGAAAAUCUCAAAAUUUUCGUCUGAUUCACAGAAUUACUCGUUGAAUGCAUCCAAUACUAUAAAAACUCUCCGAACGGCAAAAAUAGCAAUUGAAUUCUUCGAUUAUGUACUUUGUUUCUAAUAAAUCAUUCAAUUGCUUAA